CAUGGGACUUACUGGCCCCAUGGAGACUGACGUAGCGGCUCCCUCUGCUAACCUUUCCACGACUGCUGAUGACUUCUAUGAUGACCCGUGCUUCAACACAUCGGACAUGCACUUCUUUGAGGACCUGGACCCCCGGCUGGUGCACGUGGGGGGUCUUCUGAAGCCCGAGGAGCACCCACACCACCAUGGACAUCACCAUGGGCACGAGGAGGAGCAUGUCCGGGCACCCAGUGGGCACCACCAGGCCGGCCGCUGCCUGCUGUGGGCGUGCAAGGCUUGCAAGAGGAAGACCACCAACGCCGACCGCCGCAAGGCCGCCACCAUGAGGGAGCGGCGGCGGCUCAGCAAGGUCAACGAGGCCUUCGAGACCCUCAAGCGCUGCACCUCCACCAACCCCAACCAGCGCCUGCCCAAGGUGGAGAUCCUGCGCAAUGCCAUCCGCUACAUCGAGAGCCUGCAGGCCCUGCUGCGGGAGCAGGAGGAUGCUUAUUACCCCGUGCUGGAGCACUACAGCGGGGAAUCGGAUGCCUCCAGCCCCCGCUCCAACUGCUCUGACGGCAUGAUGGAGUACAGCGGGCCUCCGUGCAGCUCUCGCCGAAGAAACAGCUAUGACAGCAGCUACUACACGGAAUCACCAAAUGAUCCAAAGCAUGGGAAGAGUUCUGUUGUGUCCAGUCUCGAUUGCCUCUCAAGCAUUGUAGAGAGGAUUUCUACAGAUAAUUCCACAUGUCCUAUACUGCCUCCAGUGGAAACUGUUGCUGAAGGGAGUCCCUGUUCCCCCCCAGAAGGAGUGAGUCUGAAUGAUAGUGGAGCCCAAAUUCCUUCCCCCACCAACUGCACCCCACUUCCCCAGGAUAACAGCAGCAGCAACCCCAUCUACCAAGUGCUGUAAGGGCCAGUCCAGCUGGACUGCACUGAAAACAAUUUGCUCCAUCUGGCCCUGCUUGAGACCUGCCUUCUAAGAUUGAAAAGACUUCUUAAGACUUGUUCCAGUUUUAAAAUAUCACUCAAAAUUCCUUCAAAUAUAUAACUUUUCAAACCUGUAUCACUUCAAAAUACACAUAGUUAUUUAUUGGUUGUUAAAGUUAUUUAAUAUGACUAGAGAUAAAAUUGUAUACCACGAAAUGGCCAAUGUUUAAUCUGGGCUGUGGGGAAUAGGAACCUGGUUGUUGAAUGUGGAGGAAAAUAGAAAUCUAGAACAGCAGUGGCAUGAGAGAUCCUUCCUAUUACUCCUGUUCUGGCCAAAAUAAGGUUGUGGACCAUUUUUUUUUUAAUUU
Manacus vitellinus (golden-collared manakin) is the source of this 1277-nucleotide messenger RNA. It is a transcript of the gene MYOD1, whose product is annotated as myogenic differentiation 1. Gene Ontology annotation, molecular function: protein dimerization activity; DNA-binding transcription factor activity, RNA polymerase II-specific; RNA polymerase II cis-regulatory region sequence-specific DNA binding. The record is from RefSeq and is a predicted model, not a curated record. Bases 2 to 892 code for a protein of 296 amino acids. NCBI's taxonomy places the organism in Eukaryota, Metazoa, Chordata, Aves, Passeriformes, Pipridae. The transcript has 3 exons. Gene Ontology annotation, biological process: positive regulation of myoblast differentiation; regulation of transcription by RNA polymerase II; muscle organ development.